AUGCGGGAUGCGGCCGUCUCCUCCACCCCCACGGAGGCACGUGACUCCCGAUGGAACUUUGGGGAUUCGAGGCUCCUGUGGAACGCGCCGGGAGGAGACCAUCUGUCGUGUCUAGGCUUCAAUCAGUUCGCAGCUGCAGGGGAGAAUCGCACGAGGUUGCGCCACUUAGCUCAGGGGUUUGCACGCGUGAAGAGAAGAGGAAGCGAGGAAGGAAUAAGAUUCGCCGUGGGAUUCGUUGUAGGACUUGCUCUGGGAUUCGCCGUGGGAUUCGUUGUAGGACUUGCUCUGGGAUUCGCGAUGGAUGACGUUUCCGAGAUCGUGCUAUGCGUCAUCUCUAAGGAUGGGAAAGCCAUGGUGCGAUCACUGAGAAUUGAUGACCGUCCAGUAGGAUCGGGGAUAGUGUUCGGCAUCCCAUUGAAGAGGUGCUUGGAGAACGACCGCCGGAAGCGCAUCGCCGCCGCCAGCCCCUUCCGGGAGUCCAACGAGUCCCGCUGCAGCAAGCUCUCCGAGAGCGACGCCGGAAGCUACGAAGAAGGAGGGGGCUCGGAAUCACAGGAUGGAGGACCCGAGGUCCCCCUACUUGUAUCGGUGUGCCUGAAGCACCUCGAAGCCAACGGCCUUCACACCCUCGGGAUCUUCAGGGUCAGCUCCUCCAGGAAGCGAGUCCGACAGCUGAGGGAGGACUUCGACGGCGGGGCGGAGGUGGCCUUGGACGAGACCCAGUGCCCGCACGACGUGGCGACGCUCCUCAAGGAGUUCCUUCGGGAUCUGCCCGAGCCCUUGCUCACUAAGGACCUCUACAAGCCUUUCAUCGCCACUCAAAAGCUGAACCAUCGAUCGGACCAGGUGAAGGCCAUGAGGCUCCUGGUGAGCCUGUUGCCCCCGUCGAACCGAGACACCCUCUGGGUCCUCCUCAACUUCCUCGCGAACGUCGCCGCCAACGCCGAGGACCACCGCACCCGAACAGGGGACUGGGUGACGGGGAACAAGAUGGACUCGAACAACCUGGCGACGGUGAUGACCCCGAACAUCCUCCCGACCCCGGAGUCCCUGGCCAAGAAGGGUCAGCCCUUGACCUCGGUCUCCGGGGCCAUGAACGCGGCCGAGCGAUGCGACGCCAUCAACACCGUCAACCAGAUGAUCCAGCUCAACAAGGAACUCUUCGUCGUACGUCCUCGCGUGCAGCACAGACUGGUGCACGAAGGCCCCCGGGAAUGCGGGAUUUACGAGUUUCGUGUGACUGUUGGACUGAAGAAGCUGCAGGCCGGGGAGAAAACGCUCGUACCCACCAGUCUCUUGGACCAAGUGUGCCUACGACUUCUGGAGAAGGAGCCGGCCGCCUUGGAAUACAUCAUGCGGAAGAAAGCCGGCAUUCUCGACGAGAUCGAGAUCGACCUGGACACAAGCAGCAGCCAGAUGGAAGCGUCGGGAGAACUUGUUGCGUAUCAUCGGCUAGCCGAACUGGAUCUCAACAGGACAUCAAGCUCGGGUGACGUGGACGGAAGACGCUACAUGAAGCGAGAGGAGAUCUUACACGAGGGAGCUGGGACGGGAGGACGAAGAGUGAGUCGAAGCAGCGAAGACACGAGCACCACCAGUACCUCCGGCUGGUUCCGAAAGAGGGAGAAGAGUUCCUCCAGGGAGCUGGGACCCGAAUGCGACCAGAACCCGCAGCAGUCCAAGGGGAAUUGGUUCAGGCGGGGGCAUCGGAGACGGGAGAGGGAGAGGAGCAAGACCCAAGGCGACAUCCAGUUCGCCUUCCCCGGUCCAGACAGCGAUCUCAAGAACGGAGAGCCGACCAAGUCCCCGUCGGAGGGCGAGAUCUACGACCCACAUUCCCAAGUGAGGCCGCUGUUGUUGGGCUGGGAGCUGGAGCGGGAACGGGACCUCAGGCUGGCGGUGCCGGAACAAGACAUUUCGAGGAGGAUGAGCAGUCCCGACGGCGGGACGAGCGCUGCCAUCAUCACGGCAAGUCUUCGCAUUCCGGUCCCUCUCUCCCGCCAACAUGCGUCCGCCUACACUCUCGAAGACCACGACAUCCCGUUUAUCGAAGACGAAGUUCGCGUCGGUUCCCUCAAGGACGUGCCGGUGUUCACGCCUCUGCAGAAGAGCGCGAGUGCCAUCGCGCCGCAGAUGCAAAGCCGGGACUCGGCCUUCAGCACAGGAUCCUCCGACAGUGCCAUCAGGGGCGCCAGUUCGGAGGUGAGCACCCCAUCGUCUCCAGAAGCACCCAUGCGAAGGGACUCGUUGUCCAAGAGUGCCACCUUGGGAUCCUUCGUGGUUUCGGUGAAACCGGGAGGCAUCGAGGUGACGCCGACGCCUCGCAAGGGACAAGAGCGACGGACGAGCGCCAGCGCCGACAACACCCCGGCGAAGUCGAGCAGGUCUCGAUCGUCUCGCCGCGACUCUGCAGGGCGUGGACGGCGACCCAGUGCCGAUGGGUCCUCGUCCAGCACCGGAAGUACUGCCAGUGCCUCCGGGAAGUGGAAGCGCUGGGAGAUCAUCGCCUCGGAUCCCAAGAGUCGGAAGUCUCACGCCUGAAGAAGGAAAGCACAGCCACCUCAAACAUUCCUAUCCUCACAUUGUCUUGUGGUUUACUUGUGUUGAAGUCUAGGAGAGCCUUUUCAAACAAAAAAAAAAAGAAAAAAGAAAAAGAAAACAACCAACAUCAGAUAUCACAGCAGCAAUAAUGAAAUCAUACUUGCAUUGGUAAGCAUAGAGUCAAACAGAUCCAACUCUAGUCUCGUGCCUAGUCACCAAAAUCUAAAAUAUCAGGGUUCUUCAAGUGCCUUCAUGACCCUCAUCCAAAUAAAUGCUUUGUGUUUCUUUUUUA
Darwinula stevensoni is the source of this 2833-nucleotide messenger RNA. NCBI's taxonomy places the organism in Eukaryota, Metazoa, Arthropoda, Ostracoda, Podocopida, Darwinulidae. The record is from the annotation of a GenBank genome assembly.